CUCCUUCUCCCAUCCUCCUCCUCCCUCUCUUCAAGAUCCAGUGCAUCAAAAACUUCAAUUCCAUCUUCUCUUUUCAAUUGGUAUCUAGGGCACGAAGCUACCCUGCUCCUUCCCUCGCUCCACCUCCCGUCAAGUCUCUUUCAGCUUUAGGCAAAUAAACAACCCGACACUUUUCAUCCUUCAACAUCUCAACCUUCAAGAUGUCUGACGUCGCCGCACUUGCUGACUCCGUGGCUGCGACCACUCUGACCGAUAAGCCCGAUACAAACGGUGCUACCCCUUCCACCCAGGCUGCCGAUGCCGCGGCUGCCAGUGCAGAUGAGGGUCGCCGUCUUUACAUCGGCAACCUCGCAUACGCGACCACUGAGGAGGAGCUCAAGGAGUUCUUCAAGACCUACACCAUCGAGACCACCUCGAUCCCGGUGAACCCCCGUACCAACCGCCCUGUUGGCUACGCAUUUGUGGAUAUUGCUACUGCAGCUGAAGCUUCUGCCGCCAUCGAGGCCCUUUCCGGCAAGGAGAUUCUUCAGCGCAAGGUGUCCGUGCAGCUUGCCCGCAAGCCCGAGCCUGCUGAGGCCAAGGAAGGUGCUGCCAGUGGCGGUGAGGGUGCUGAGGGCCGCAAGCGUGCUGGUGGUCGCGGCCGUGGCCGUGGCCGUGCCCGUGGUCGUGGUGGCCGCACCGGCCGUAGCCGUGCUGUAUGUGCCCAAUCCCUUUCCUUGCUUGAAUCCGCGCAUAUCGACACUCUGAAAUGGAUGCUGACACUACCCAAGGCCCAGGAUGGCCAGGAAGCCACUACCGAAGCUGUUGUCGGCGAAACCGGCGAAACCCCCCUUGCUGAGACCACAAACGACAAGGACACUGCCUCGAAGACCAGCGAGGCCCGCGCCGCACGUCCCCAGAAGCAGCGCGGUCCUCCUGAGGAUGGCAUUCCUUCCAAGACCAAGGUUAUGGUUGCCAACCUGCCGUACGACUUGACUGAGGACAAGCUGAAGGAGAUCUUCGCCGCCUACGAGCCCGUCUCUGCCAAGGUCGCUCUGCGUCCCAUCCCCCGAUUCAUGAUCAAGAAGCUGCAGGCUCGCAACGAGCGCCGCAAGACCCGUGGAUUUGGCUUCGUCAACCUUGCCUCUGAGGAGCUCCAGGCCAAGGCUGUCAGCGAGAUGAACGGCAAGGAUAUUGAUGGUCGCGUCAUCGCUGUGAAGGUUGCCAUUGACAGCCCCGGUAAGGAAGACGAUGAUAUCAAUGCUGUGGCCGAGACCGAGGAGACUUCUGCUCCCGCUUCUGCUCCUGCGGCUGCGGCUGCUCCUACCGAUUCUGCCCCUGCCCCUGCCCAGGAGAACGCUGCUCCUGCCGUCACCACCAAGGCUUAA
Penicillium robsamsonii is the source of this 1367-nucleotide messenger RNA. RefSeq names its product Nucleotide-binding alpha-beta plait. Gene Ontology annotation, molecular function: RNA binding. The coding region runs from base 201 to 1367 and encodes 388 amino acids. Lineage: Eukaryota; Fungi; Ascomycota; Eurotiomycetes; Eurotiales; Aspergillaceae. The record is from RefSeq and is a predicted model, not a curated record. The transcript is spliced from 3 exons.